UUGUUCCAUUUCAGGUCAGUGGCUUCAACGCUGCUAGGGAGUACGUCUCCCAGUCAAAGCCGUGACGGGUGGUCAUCUUGGCUGUUCUCGGUCCAGACUGUCUGACCCGUGCGUGCUCCACCAUGAAGACAGCGAUGUCUAGACUGGUUUGGAUUUUGGCCAUGGUCUCCUGUGUGUGGACCGUCCGAGGUCUUCGACCCCUUUGGCCGGAAUCUUCACAAAGCGUUCGCUUAUUGAAACACGAGGGCCACGAUCCAAGUGAACAUCACAUAAGAAGCAAGAGAAACGCCACUGGCGUUGAGGAGCCAUUGAGCGAUCUCGUGCGUGUUUCGGACCUUAGUUCUGCCUUUCAUUUGAAUAACAGCCAUCUUCAUUUAAUGGUUCAUUGGGCGGGUCAAGGCUCGAACAUCAUGUUUUGUUUGGCACGAGAUCAAGAAAUGAAGCCUGGAGCCACCUCCAAAGUGUUCUACUCGACGGAUUAUGGCACGAGCUUCCAAGACAUCUCGUCCAAAUUCCAACUUAAAGAUGGCGAGCUCGCCACAGUCUCCAAAUUCUAUCAUCACCCCAUGUCCAAUUGUCAUUACGUGUUCACGGACACUGUUCACAAGUACCUUUUCACGAGCACCGAUUGCGGGACAACCUUCUUUGGACACAAGUUAGAGAUCACCCCGGAAUUGGUCGAGUUCGAUAAGUCUCAAGAUAAAGUGUUCCUCGUCCAUGAUUUGAUUGACGAACAAAAGAAGUUGUACGUGACCCGAAACUUUGGAGAAACCUUCAGUCGAGUGCAGGAUUACGUCAAGGGAUUUUUCUUUCAAUACGACGGCGACAACACCAUACUUUACGUCCAGAGGCUUGAACCCCCGGGAAACCGCACUACGGUCUUGGCCUCCAAUAAUUACUUUGAGCGUCAAAUCGACACCUCGAUCAUUUAUGUGGGCGCUAGUGAGUUUGAGUUGAGAGAAAAGCUGAUGUUAAUCACGCGUCCCAAUCCCCAAAACGCCUCCCAAUUAGACCUCUUGAUUUCCUCUCACGGCGAGAAAUUUGUGCCCGUCAAGUUGGGCAACACUCUUCCCACGCUGGACUAUCAUAUCAUAGACGUAACGGAAGAUGGUGUGGUCAUGUUGUGUGUCAACCACGGGCACAGUCUCUCAAACUUGUAUACUUCAGUGAAGAUCACGCCGCAUGAGGUCGACUUCGCUCUGUCUUUGGAACGAGUGAUGUUUUACAAUCCCCGUGUGACAUGGCACGACUCUUGGUUGUCUGAUACGGCUGGCGGCGAAGCCUUUGCUGAUGUCUACAAGGUAGCUGGACUACGGGGGAUUUAUAUCGCUAGCCAAAUUGCCGAGAGCUCCAUGAAGCAUGAUCAAAUCCAACCCGAUGACCUGACUACGGUUAUCACGUUCAAUCUAGGCGGCGUUUGGUCCAAAAUUAUUGGCCCAGAAACGGACGAAGAAGGCUUCAAAUUCCCGAACUGCAAUCACUCUUGCUCGCUUCACAUUGCUCAAGAGCUCAGUAAAAGGUUUCCAUCCACCCGAUCCAUCCCCGUCAUGAGCUCGGCCUCGGCUGUGGGUAUCGUCUUGGCCACCGGAAACAUGGGUAUGAGUCUCUCGCAUCGAUCCAACAUGUUUUUGAGUGCGGAUGCUGGCUUGUCAUGGCAUCAAGUUCUCAAAGGCUCGUACUACUUCAACAUUGGGGAUCACGGGGGUAUUAUCGUGGCAGUCAAAUAUUUCAAAACUGAGGGCUGGACCAACGAGCUACUUUACUCCACCAACGAAGGAUUGGAGUGGAAAAAAGUCGUUUUCUACCCUGAACCUCUUAGGAUCUUUGGCCUCUUAACUGAGCCUGGACAAAACACGACGAUUUUCACAAUGUUUGGUACGGCCAAGAACCCUGAAGGCCAUGGAAUCAACUGGAUCAUCAUCAAAGUCGAUUUGCGAUCUGUCUUCGAGCAUGAGUGCACUCAAGACGAUUACAAGCGAUGGUCACCAGCGGACAACUCCGUGGGAAAGCAUCGAAAUUGCAUCCUCGGGCGGAAAGAAGUCUACGAAAGACGAAUGAUCAACUCCAAUUGCUACAAUGGCCUCGAUUACGAAAGGCGUGUCACCGUUGAGACCUGUGGAUGCGAUCAAUCGGACUACUUGUGUGAUUUCGGUUUCAAGAAGGACAAUGAGUGGACCUCGGAUUGUAUAAAAGAUGCCAACUUUCACCCCUUCGACCCGUACGCUAUACCUUUUUCGUGCAAACCUGGUUCUUUCUACAAUCGGACGCGAGGAUACAUCAAAAUCCGUGGAAAUACCUGUGUCGACGGCAGAGCCUCUCGAUUUGAGCCAUUGGAGGUGGCCUGUCCAAUAGCCGAGGAACCUGAAUUCCUCCUCGUUUCUGAACGGAAAGCCAUCAUGCGGGUGAAUUUGAGAAACUUGACUGAGGUUGAGCGAUUACCUCUCCUUAACGUGAAUAAUGUGAUCACUCUGGAAUUUGAUAUGGAGGACAACUGUGUCAUCUAUGGCGAUAUCGAGGUAGACAAGAUAUUCAUGCAGUGUCUCAAUGGAUCCGAGCCUCGUGUCCUAGUAGAGACUAACUUGGAAAGUGUCGAGGGCAUGGCCUAUGAUUGGAUCACGAAGACCUUGUAUUUUGCCGAUGGACCGAAACAUUCUAUCGAGUUGGUCCGUGUGGAUCUUCAAAACGAAGGCCGAAUGAGGAAGACCAUUUUGAAGGGCAAAAUGUCCAGACCUCGAGGGCUGGCCAUUCAUCCUUUAGAGGGCUACUUGUUCUACUCGGAUUGGAACGAGAAGCAACCUCACAUUGGUCGGACAAAUAUGGAUGGGAGUGACCAAAAAAUGUUGUUCUCUCGUCCCUUGGUUCAAUGGCCGAAUGGCUUGGCAAUUGACUACAUAGCGAAUCGCAUUUAUUGGGUGGACGCCAACAAGGACUUCAUUGCAUCUUGCGAUUUAGACGGGCGUAGUUUCAAGAAAGUCCUUUCCGGCCCUACUUUAGUGCAUCCUUUCUCCAUUUCUGUCUUCAAGGAUUUGAUGUUUUGGAAUGAUUGGAACCGCAAGGCUUUGUACUACGCCGACAAGAAUACUGGUAACGGAACCACAGUGGUCCUGAAAGAUAUGGAAGGCGUCAUGGAUCUCAAGAUCUUUAGUUCCAUCCAUCGCGCGGGAAGCAAUGAAUGUUCCAAAAAACCUUGCUCUCAUCUUUGUGUAGCCAUGCCUGCUCCUAAACAUUACCAAUGUCUCUGCCCCGACGGUAUGAAAGCCGAGGAAGACGGAGACAAGAAAGUGUGCAAAUGUCCAGACGGAUCUUUGCCUCUGGACGACGGGACCUGCAAAUCGAAUAACGGACAGUGCUCUGAAAACCAGUUCAUGUGUGCCUCGCAAGUGUGUAUUCCAAUUUUGUGGAGCUGCGAUGGCGAUGAUGAUUGUGGAGAUAACUCAGACGAGGCUGAUUGUGUCCAAGUUCAAUGCAAGGAAUAUCAGUUCCAAUGUGACAAUCGCAAGUGUAUCCCUGACUAUUGGAAAUGUGAUUUUGACGACGAUUGUGGGGAUGGUUCGGAUGAGCGAGAAUGUGAAGAGGCCACUUGUUCCAAAGAUCAGUUCAAAUGCAGCAAUGGGGAAUGCAUCUCACGGAAAUGGAGAUGCGAUUUAGAGAGAGAUUGCCAGGAUGGCUCGGAUGAGGUUAAUUGCACCACCAUGGCUCCCAAGUGUAAACCAGACGAAUUCCGAUGUCCGGAUACCAAGCAAUGCCUUCCCAAUUCGUGGAAGUGUGACGGCGAAAAUGAUUGCGCGAGUGGUGCUGACGAGGAAGAUUGUAGCACUCCCACCUGCAAAGAGCAUCAAUUCAGAUGCGGGAACGGUGAUUGCAUCUUCCAGACUUGGAAGUGCGAUAACCAGACGGAUUGUUCGGAUGGGUCCGAUGAAGUUGAAUGCAACUACAACAAAACCACGACUGAUGCGCCUAACUUACCUCAACCCAUUUUUCCGAAUGGUGAUUGCAAUGAAUGGAUGUUCAAAUGUCAUAACGACCAAUGUAUUCCCUUCUGGUGGAAAUGCGAUGGAACUCCGGAUUGUACUGAUGCCACCGAUGAAUUAGAGUGCAAUAUUCCUGGAAAAAGCCCAACGUCAGAUCCGCAUGGAAUGCCCACAACUCCAGCUCCGAGCGGUUGUUCUUCCAAUAACAAAUUCGAAUGUAAAAACGGCGAGUGCAUUUGGCAAGCCUGGGUUUGCGACAAAGAUCUCGACUGUUCGGACGGCGAAGACGAAGAUCCUUCAAUUUGUCAGGGUCGACCAACGUGCACUCACGAUCAAUUCCAUUGCGAACUCUCGGGUGAAUGUCUAGACUCUUCCAAAAUUUGCGAUGGAAGAACUGAUUGUACUGAUGGAAGUGAUGAAACUGCCUGCACAGACCCUCCCGCUUUCCCUACUUGCGGUGAAAAUCAAAUCCGAUGUGAUGAAGGCCUUUGUCUACCCAAUAGUAAGAUUUGUGACGGACACCGAGAUUGCCAGGACCUCACUGAUGAGAUGUUCUGUAACUUGGAGGAAGUUAAAAUCUUGGGACUAGAAGCUGAUUCUGAGAAGAUAACCAACACGUCGAUCCUAAUCCAUUGGUCAAUUCCGGACAUCUCGCACAAGGACACGUGGGAGUUCUCUCCGGCUUACACUGUGAUGGGCACGGAUCAUUGGAUAUUCAUGGAUUGGGCCAAAAGUGCUGACUUUACGUACGAAUUCAAAAACCUUUACCCUGCCACCACUUAUAAUUUCACAGUCAAUAUCCGCGACGGAGCUCAUUUGUAUAACUUCACAAACUUUGCUGAAGUCACCACUGCUCCCUAUAAGCCAACUCCCCCCGUGAUAACGCAAUUGGAACAAGUUGAUCUUCGAAUCCGAGUCUCGUGGACCCCUCCCCGGAAUCCCAACGGACGAUUGGAGAGAUACAUCAUCCGAGUGUCUCCCAACAACAGAGAGUACGAGCAAGUGGCCAAUCAGACAUCGAUUACAAUCGACGGCAUGUUCGAGCCCAAGAGGAAAUAUUCCUUCACGGUCACAGCAGUUAACUAUGACUACUACGGUGAACCUUCGAGUCCCAUGGAGAUCGUGUUUAACAACAACAUGGUGGAAGAGCGAGUGGAGGAUUUACGAAUUUUGAACGUGGGGGCCAAUUCUGUGGCAGUGUCGUGGCGGUCUAUUCCCAGUAUUGACCAAUUUAAGCUCAAUUACAAGAAUAAGAACCCUUUGGCUUCUUACGAGGACCUGGCCGUUUCGGGCAAUGAUGUCCAGAAUGUGACAAUUUUAAAUCUCUCGCCCAAUGACACUUAUAGCUUGUCGGUGGCUGCCGUGAGAGGCAACGUGACCGGAUUUCCUUCCCGAAUUGAGUUCACCACAUCCGGGCAAUCGCUCCCUCAGCCCAUAAUCACGGAUGUCAAGGUAACUGUGGUGAGUGCCACCUCCAUCAAAUUGACGUGGAAGCUCCCGGACGAUGAGAAACGAAGGGAAGGUUGGACCUACGGAAUAUACUACGGCUUGACUCUGCAGACCAUCUUGCAAGAAGGAUCGCGGGUAACCACCAAAGAAACGUCCAUCACCAUAAGCAAACUGAGAGCGUGCGAGGCGUACAGCUUCAUUGUGGCCAUUGUAGGUCCCGAUGGAUUUGGUCCGGCUUCCAAGGAGAAGACCCUCUCUACCAAAUAUGCGGCUGGAGCACCACCUAAAAAGCUGCGAGUUUUAGUGGAAGAUAAGAACGGCGAAGUGAGCUUGCACAUUUAUUGGAGCGCCUCAUGCGAUCGCAUGGAGCUGAGUAUUGGUUACGAGUUGUCCAUCAAGGACCUGACAUCAGACGUGACCACGCGCCAACAAUUCGCCAAGUCCUCGAACACCACUUUCCAUCAUGAGAUUCAAAACGUUCAUAGAAGCACUCAAUACGAGAUACAAGUGCAAACGAAUGUUCCAGAUUCGGUACCGACCCAGCCUAUCGUGGUGAAUACCCCUUCACUUCCGGCUCCAGUGGGCGUUACUCACCAUUACACUGAAGGUGACGCCUCCAAACAGAUGAUUUACUGGUCGAGGCCCAACAAGAUUCCUUCUUACAUCAAAGAAGACUAUUCCUACCGUCUCUACGUCUCCAGGAUGUCGAACUUUUCUGAACCCAUCGAAUUCAACGCGUCUCGACCUCCGUUUGAAGUGCCUGUCGAAGACCUCUCCCCGGGAUCCAUUUAUUUUGUUGGCGUGGCCAUGGUAGAUAAGGAUGGAUAUACAUCCAAGCUAUCCUCCCCAGUUCCAUUUGAAGUGCCAGUCCCCUUGGAAGACAUCGUCAUUGCCAAAUCCUCGGCCAUGGGCUUCGUGAUUCCGCUUCUGUUAGGGAUAGUGGUAAUGGGGGCUGGAUUAGCCUACUAUGUGCAUAGAAAUCGUCGAAUGACCAGGAAUUUUCAAGCCUUCGCAAGUCGCUAUAGUCCAGCAUCGGGCGCUGCAAUAUUGAAUCAGUCCUCGUUGGAUGACGAUGACGAUUCACCCAUUAUUCGAGGCUUCUCGGAUGACGAGCCUUUGGUUGUUACUUAAUGCGAACAAGUGACAAGUAGUAUGAUCAGGUUCACGAAGGUUUAUUACGACUACUUCUCUCAAUUGUGAUACUUUAUGUUUUUAAUAUCGCGGACAGGCGAAAAACCAGGUGUAAAACCAUAUAGCCAGAAAAGUCUUUCUUUGUUGAAAAAAACAACAGUCCCCACACACAGCAAACGAAACGAAUCUGGAAUCCCAUUUCCCCUUCCUCUCCAAUGGAGGAGCAAGAUUUUUCCCGCCCAAUCCUGAACUUUAUUUGCCAUUGACUUUGUGCAACAUUUCUCUGUGUAUGUUGUUUUUUACCGUAUCACUGUUUGAAGGUGGCCAGCCUCAAAGUAAUUCACAAGUGCUUUUGGACUGUGGCAUUUUUUAGGGAAGCCGUCUGAGUAACUUUCGAACUUUUGAAGUUCAAUCAAUCCACACUCGUAAAGCAACACAUACAUAUUUUAUGUCAAACAAGCAUCUCUUCAGCGACUGUUUUGCCUGUGAAAGAGCAAACGUAUGAUGAUUGAAUGCAUUUCUUGUCAGAAGGCUUGUGAGAAAUUAAAAUCUAGGUCCUAUUUUUAUUUGAUCUUAUUCUUAGUUUUGACCUCUAUCAAUAAAGGAAAUAACCUAAGCA
Molecule: messenger RNA, 7170 nt
Organism: Tigriopus californicus
Lineage: Eukaryota; Metazoa; Arthropoda; Copepoda; Harpacticoida; Harpacticidae
Product: sortilin-related receptor-like
Exons: 8
Coding region: 123-6551 (2142 amino acids)
Biological process (GO): post-Golgi vesicle-mediated transport
Cellular component (GO): membrane; Golgi apparatus
Molecular function (GO): protein binding
Source: RefSeq, a predicted model, not a curated record